Messenger RNA from Syngnathus typhle (broad-nosed pipefish), 1922 nucleotides. RefSeq names its product N-lysine methyltransferase KMT5A-A-like. Lineage: Eukaryota; Metazoa; Chordata; Actinopteri; Syngnathiformes; Syngnathidae. The transcript is spliced from 8 exons. Gene Ontology annotation, molecular function: protein binding. The record is from RefSeq and is a predicted model, not a curated record. The coding region runs from base 688 to 1479 and encodes 263 amino acids.
CGGGAAACCACUCUAAAACAGCUUGAAAUGCUCUAAAAACAUGCCUCAUGCAUUUUUUUCACUUGCCCCUCACGGUAGCAAUUUUGAGAAAUGUGUGUGAAGUGUGUGUGCUCAGUAGCGGCCCCCCGACCGUGGCAAGUGGUAUUGCAAGUAUACACACUACAGGAAGUGUGUAUGAUUCAACCAAUCAGGGCACCUCGUGAUCCAAGUUGUGAUUAAGAAAAUAAAAUGGUAUUUCCUGUAGAUUUAAACCAGGUAAUUAUUAUUUUAGUAACCGUAGCAACUAAAAUAGUGUAAACAUAAAAUUCCUGCAUUACAAUUGCAAUUUAUCUACAUGUUAUUUAAUAUUCAUUACACUUUUUUGCUUUAUAAAAAUACGUUCAUUCUUUUAAGCUUAUUUAAAAAAAUGUCUCGUGCAUUUUUCAUGUUCUAAACAUAAAAAUAAGAUUCAAGAUUCAAGAGGUUUUUAUUCGCCAUGUUUGAGCGUGCCAAACAAGGAAUUUGACUUCGGUAAAUUGCAUGGUAUUGCAUGUGUUAGCUUCGUGCGGCUAACGGCUUAACAGCACUCCAUAACGUGUGGUUAGCUUCAUGCUGCUAAAACCGGCUUCAUAACGUGUGACGGCGCCAGGCUGACUGCUCCUUGACGACACGCUGCUCCUAUCGUAACACAACAUACACGAGCCAGAAAUGUCCAAAAGGAAAGCAAGAAAAAAGCCUGCUGAUGAAGCAACCUUUUACAUUCAGUCAUCAAAGGACAAACCUGGACUAGUAGAAAGAUUUAUUGAUGAUCAAAAAGGAAGAGACGUGUUUGCUACUCAGCCCUCUGAACAAGGAGAUUUCAUCUUAGAAUACAGGGGUCAACUUCUGUCAGUAGAAAAAUGCCAAACAAGCAAGUACUCUGAAAAGGAGAGUACUUUUCUCUUUGACUUUGAAUGGCAGAAUCAUUACUGGUGUAUUGAUGCAUCAACAGAGGAUGGCUCUCUUGGAAGAUUACUGAAUGACAACCACAAGUCUCCAAACUGCACCAUGAAAAAAAUAAUAGUAAAUGAUGAGCCCCAUUUGUGCCUUUUUGCCAUCAAAAACAUAGAAAUGGGAACUGAAAUCGAUUACAACUAUGGUGAUUCUAAAUGGCCAUGGCAUGAAGAAGUGACAGGCUCUCAGGCUCCGGUUGACGGUGGGCAGCUUGAACCAGACAGAUGUUUGCUGGACUCUUACUCUGAUGAUAGCAUCGAACAACAUGUCAGCCUACAGGUGACAGGCUCUCAGGCUCCGGUUGAUGGUGGGCAGCUUGAACCAGACAGAAGUUUGCAGGACUCUUACCCUGAUGAUAGCAUCAAACAACAUGCCAGCCUACAGGUGACAGGCUCUCAGGCUCUAGUUGAUGGUGCGCUGCUUGAACCAGCCAGAACUUUGCAGGACUCUUACCCUGAUGAUAGCAUCAAACAGGAUGCCAGCCUACAGGUAAAGAAAAAGUUGUAAAAAGAAGCUGGACCCCAGAGGAAUGUGCUGCAGUAAAUAAACAUUUAAGGAAGUAUAUAUUGACAAAUCAGGUUCCUGGUAAGUUUGACUGCGAGAGAUGCAUUGCUGCAGAACCACAAGCACUGAGUAGCAGAGACUGGAAAGCUGUUAAGUACUUUGUCAAAAAUAGAAUAACCACCAUGAGGAGAAAAUAUGAGUGAAAGAGCUUCCCUUAACAGAGGUAGAAACACAUGGCUGGUCCUGUUUCACCAUUUGUUCACUAUUUGUCAUGUGUGUGUAGGUGGACCUCUUAAAGUUGAAAUACUAAAAGCGAGCCCCAUAACUGACUAAAAAUCUCAUGUGUGUAAAGGUGGACCCCGCAAAGCCUGAAGGUUAGAAACAGGCCCCACAUGUGACGGAAAAACUGACAUGUAAAAUAAAGUUUUGAAUUGUGUUUAUUGAAA